CUCCCAGGCCUGCUGUGAGGCUGCUCUGCAGGGAGGGAGGGACCGCUGGCUGCAGCCGGUCCCCAGUGUUUCUCAGGGAUGUGACAGGCCGAGGAGGGACCCUCGAGAGCCUGUUUACAGAGGCAGGGCUUGGGGCUACCGAUUGCCCGUGACCACUCCAGUGUCCGCUCCUGCUUGCCGCGCCAGCUCACCAAGCCACAGCAUGUCCCCGGGCCCAGCUCCUCCACGGCGAGCAGGGCGGGUCCUGCCUGAGCGCAGGUGUGUGAGUCGGCGGGCAUGGUGACAGGACCACACACAGCGCCUGUACACUAGGGCAGGCCGGCGGGGGGACAGCACCGGAGGCCUCUUCCUGGGGAGAGGCGCCAUUCGGGGGUGUCUCCAGCUCUGCCCAUGGCGGGCCACGCCUCUGCUCAGGCGGCCCGCAGGCCUGACGACCACCCCACCCAUAAAGCUGUCCUGUUUACCACAGUGUGCGUCUUCUCACUCGGCUCCCAGCGACUGGCGGUGGGCCCAGCCCACUGCCCGCUCUCGCCCAGGCUGCCAGGGCUGGCUGGCAGAGACGUCCUGAGAUGCCAGCCUCGAGGCACGCAGCCUUUGCUGGGGGCGGCAACAGUGCUCUCCAGGACCCCCAGCUCAGCCAGCAGGUGCCCUGUGAUGUCCAGCGGGGUCAGCACAGCCAGGGCCAGGACGCUGUGCAUGCUGCCUGCGUCUCUCGGGCCCCUGCCCCCACCGCUGCCUGCAGCUCCCAGCCCCCGCCCACCACAGCCACUGUUGCCAUGAGAACCCUCCAGGGUGGUGGAGAGAGGGUGGAGAGGGAGCCCGUGCUGUGGGGGUGGCUGUGGGUACUGCGCAGGUGCCCUGGGCCAGACACCCAGCUGAUGGCAUAGGUGCCUGUGAGGGGAGGGUCACACAGCGAGGUCGCCUGCGACAGCCGGCAGUGACGGGGCUCCAGUGGGCCUGGGCACAGGAUGGGACCCAGGACCAUCCCAUCCCUAGCCAGCACUCAGGCUCAGCACCUGAGGAGGGGACAGGCAGGCGGAGGGAGGCUGCCACCACGCCGCCUAGGAGUGACAGCCCCAGGCCCACAAGGCCAUGGUAGGCACAGGAGGGGUGCACGGGGGGCUUCAGCUCUUGGGGCUGCACAGGCCAUCUGGCCGCAAAUACCGGGCAGCCUCAGGUUUCCUGUGCCAGAGCGGAUAGGGCCUGCAGAGAGGCUGCAGGGGCAGGAGUGGCCCAUCUGCUCCGGCCUGGGGCUGUUGGCCAGGCUGCUGGCUGCUCGGGCAAGGUGUCCUGGAGGGGCAGUGGCAUGGCCUCCUUUUUAGACCCCCAUGCCUGUGUCCAGCGGAUGUAUCGAAGCAUCAUCCUGUCCUCUGCCUGGCCCCAGGUCCAAGGCAGUAGGAACCCAGCUCCUCUGCGCAGCCUCACCGGGUGCGGCCCCUUUAAGUGUGGUCCCUUCAGCUGCCACUGGUGGCAGCACUGAGCAGCCAGGCCCGCUCGGCCCGCUGCCUGGAAGCUUCUGCCGGUACCGGAGAUGCAGCCGUGCUGGGGACACAGCAGAGCCGGGACGGUGGGUGCGCAGCCCACCAGGGUCGAGGCAGCGAAGCAGAGCCCAGGGCCUGUUCCAGAGGAGCUCUCCCCCUAAGCCUGCCCAGGACUCACUGGUGAGGGGAGCAGAGGCCCGCCUGCGCUCCAUCCCUGGAAGAGGAGGGGACAGAGUCUGGCAUCUGGACGCCGGUUCCUCCUGCAGGUGCUUCCGGAGCAGGCAUGGAGCGAGCAGUCUCCCCCGAGGCCAGCAGCCGGGGCUGUGCCGCAGCUGGCUGCACCCCGGGGCAAAAACCCCGCAAGGCCGAGUGAGCGGGAGCCGCCAGCCUGGGGACCUCUUUUAAGAUGACCCGCACGGACCCGCCGGACCUGCU
This is a messenger RNA of Tupaia belangeri chinensis (Chinese tree shrew), 1916 nucleotides long. Its product is annotated as CASP-like protein 4A2. The transcript is spliced from 3 exons. The record is from RefSeq and is a predicted model, not a curated record. NCBI's taxonomy places the organism in Eukaryota, Metazoa, Chordata, Mammalia, Scandentia, Tupaiidae. The coding region runs from base 1329 to 1886 and encodes 185 amino acids.